UAUAAAUUGCAGCCAUCUCGCUUCCGGUCUUCGCAACCUGCUGCUGCUGUAGCCUAGUCGUAGCUAGCUACUGUGUAGCUAGUGUAGCGUACACUGCAGCUGGGCAUUGGUUGGCUAUCUUUUGUAGGCAAAGAAAAGCAAGGCUUCCACACACGACGAGACGAGACGACAAUGGCUUUGCUCGCCAACAAGUGCGUGCUGCUGUCCCUCUCCGCCGUGCUUCUCUGUUGUCUCGUCGGCGGCGCCUCCGCCAUGCUGAGCAGCCUGCCCCCGCCCCCGCCCCCGCCGAUGGUGAACUUUACCAUCGGCGUGCAGGGCGUGGUGUGGUGCAAGUCGUGCAGGUACCACGGCUACUUCGCGCCCAUGGACGCGUCCCCACUCCCAGGCGCGAAGGUGUACCUGCGGUGCAAGCACGGGCGGCGCGCGGUGACGGUGGCGGGGCAGUCGGGCGCUAGCGGCUACUUCCUGAUCCAGACGUCGCAGCAGGUGUCGGCGUUCACGAGCCAGCAGUGCCGGGUGUACGUGCCGCGGUCGCCGGUGCGCGCCUGCGGGGUGCCCGCCUACCCGUCCGGCCGCAAGGGGCUGCCGCUCAAGUUCCAGGAGUUCGUCAAGCGCGGCAACGGCCUGCAGGGGAUGUACUCCGUCGGCAACCGCUUCUUCCGCCCCAAGUACCGCGGCAAGUGCCACUAAUGCAUGCAGUGACAAGGUGUCAAGGUCUUAAUUAGGGCUUGAUGCCAGCAGGGAUCGACAUCAAUAAAAAUAAGCUAGGUUAAUUAUUGUCUCUUUGAGAUCGAUCGAUCAGUUAGACUUUGUUUGGAUGUUGUCAGAUUCACUUCAAUCCAUGUGUAUUGGUGUGGGUUGGAGUGGAAUUUAGUUCAAGUUCUACUCCAAUCCACCUCAACAUAUGUGGAUUGAUGUGAAUACGACUACAUCUAAACAAGGUCUUAGUUGGGUAAUUUUAAUUAGCUAGUGUUGGUUGGUGUGCUUGACCGUUUCUGUUGUUAUAGACUGCAAACUAGUUCUUCUUCCUGCUGCUCGGUCGAUUGGAUAAAUUGAUGUAGUAAUAAGAAGAACGAUUGAGCA
Sorghum bicolor (sorghum) is the source of this 1083-nucleotide messenger RNA. RefSeq names its product non-classical arabinogalactan protein 31. The record is from RefSeq and is a predicted model, not a curated record. Bases 172 to 690 code for a protein of 172 amino acids. NCBI's taxonomy places the organism in Eukaryota, Viridiplantae, Streptophyta, Magnoliopsida, Poales, Poaceae. The transcript is spliced from 2 exons.